CACCAGAGAAUAUUAAACAGAACCCCUGAAUAGCCACUAAAAGGCGAUGCGCGCUGCAUGUGCACGCUAACCCAGGCCAGCGCGAUGUUGCCCGGGGCCGGCGGGCCCUAACUACGGAGGAGGAUCAAUGCUAGGCGCUUUAUUGGCAAGCAUCUUCAGUGUAGAUCCCGCAGAGGAUAUAACCGGUGUGUCUGAAUAGGAUUGAAGUGAUUGGACAUCAAGAGAUUUUCUUCUCCAUUGCAUGAACUUGAGUUACAUUUGGGUGCAGAAAAUUCACAUAUAUCAGGGUGCACGCAGGUUCCCGCCUGUAUUUCAGGACAGGUUUUCUUAACCGCUAGAGAUCAGAUCCUCGGGAAACUGCCGACAGACAAUGAAGCUCUCGGCUACCGUUAAGACUGUCCCGGUCCUGGCGGCCUGCGUGCUGGCUAAGGUUGAUUAUCCUGCUAUACCAACCGAUCUCACCACUCCAGUCCAGCAGCGUCUGGCCAUCUACGGCCCGACCUCUGUCUCCGUUGGCUGGAACACGUACACCAAGUUAGAUCAGCCCUGCGUUCAAUAUGGUACCUCUAGCAGCUCUCUUGACAAGAAAGCUUGCUCGUCCAUCGACCCAACCACCUAUCCUACUUCUCGUACCUACGAGAAUGUGGUUAUCCUGACUGGACUGACCCCUGCCACCACCUACUACUACAAGAUUGUGUCCACCAACUCGAGCGUGGACCACUUCUUGAGCCCUCGCACCCCCGGAGAUAAGACCCCGUUCAACGUCAACGCGGUCAUCGACUUGGGUGUUUAUGGAGAGGAUGGAUUCACCAUUUCCGGCGACAAGACCAAGAAGGACAUCAUCCCGACCAUCGAUCCCGCUCUCAACCACACCACCAUCGGCCGCCUGGCGACUACCGUCGACGACUAUGAGUUUGUCAUUCACCCUGGGGACUUUGCCUACGCGGAUGACUGGUACCUGAGACUGCAUAACCUCCUGGAUGGCAGCGAUGCCUACCAAGCUAUCCUAGAGAACUUCUACGACCAACUGGCUCCUAUAUCUGGCCGUAAACUGUACAUGGCCAGUCCCGGUAACCAUGAAGCUGCCUGCGAGGAACUUCCUUACACGGAUUGGCUCUGUCCCGAUGGCCAGAAGAACUUCACUGAUUUCAUGCACCGCUUCCGCCACACCAUGCCUACUCCAUUCUCCUCUGUCUCCUCCAACUAUUCUGCCCAGGUUCUCGCUAACAAGGCUCGCCUGCUCGCCCAGCCUCCCUUCUGGUACUCCUUCGAGUACGGCAUGGCGCAUAUUGUCAUGAUCAACACAGAAACCGACUUCCCGAACGCCCCGGACGGGAAGGACGGCUCUAAACAUCUCGAUGGUGGCCCCUUCGGUACCCAGAACCAACAGAUUGAGUUCCUUGCCGCUGAUCUGGCGAGUGUCGACCGCACCGUUACCCCUUGGCUUAUUGUGGCGGGCCACCGACCCUGGUAUACGGCUGGCAGCGGAUGCGACUCUUGCCAGGAAGCGUUUGAGGAGCUCAUGUACACGUACGGUGUUGAUCUUGGGGUUUUCGGCCACGAGCACAACGCUCAGCGCUUCCUUCCUGCUUACAAAAACGUCGCCGAUGCGAACGGCAUGAAAGACCCGAAGGCCCCGAUGUACAUUGUUUCCGGUGGUGCGGGUAACAUCGAAGGCCUCGACUCCAUCAGCAGCAGCAGCACACCCUCCUUUUCCGCGUUCAACAAUGAUCAGGAUUACACCUACGCCACUCUCCGUUUCUUGGACGAGAACAACCUCAGGGUUGACUUUAUCCGAUCGGAUACGGGUGAGACCUUGGAUACCAGCACCUUGUACAAGAGCCACAAGACCCAGUUUGUGAGGCAGUAACUGGAAUUGGGAUUUUUUUUUUUUUGAUGUGUAGUCUAGGGUGUAUGUCUUGAAGCAGAAAUGUAAAUAGCAAAUGUCAUGAUUGAGCUUCUGAUGGAUAUAUUCCAUGCUAGUCAGUUUAUUCCAGC
This is a messenger RNA of Aspergillus ochraceoroseus IBT 24754, 1998 nucleotides long. Its product is annotated as purple acid phosphatase family protein. Lineage: Eukaryota; Fungi; Ascomycota; Eurotiomycetes; Eurotiales; Aspergillaceae. The transcript has 2 exons. The record is from RefSeq and is a predicted model, not a curated record. Gene Ontology annotation, molecular function: acid phosphatase activity; protein binding; metal ion binding. Bases 371 to 1870 code for a protein of 499 amino acids.